Molecule: messenger RNA, 2873 nt
Organism: Anneissia japonica
Lineage: Eukaryota; Metazoa; Echinodermata; Crinoidea; Comatulida; Comatulidae
Product: insulin-like growth factor 1 receptor
Exons: 19
Coding region: 251-2467 (738 amino acids)
Biological process (GO): positive regulation of kinase activity; protein phosphorylation; cell surface receptor protein tyrosine kinase signaling pathway
Cellular component (GO): signaling receptor complex
Molecular function (GO): transmembrane receptor protein tyrosine kinase activity; protein binding; ATP binding
Source: RefSeq, a predicted model, not a curated record
UAUUUCAUCUGGUAGAAAUCCUUGUUUAUUCUUUUUUGUUAUUUUCAGGGGACAAUACAUCUAUAAUCAAUUUUAUAUUGAUCUUAAUGUUUCUUAUAUGACAAAUAUUAACAUAUUAUAAUAAUGUUUAAUACUCUAUUUUUUAGAGUACAAAGGUUAUGACGUAGCGGUUAAAUUGCUAAGCGCAGCAGUUGCAGAAGACCGAUAUUGUCGUAGCAAGGGUUGUGAAUACGAAAAUAAUGAUGGUAAAAUGAGGGGCAGUAAUUGGUGUGCCUUCUUUGGGCUUCAGUAUGGUUCUGUUUACCAAAUAAAAAUAUAUGUUUCAGUGGUUGCAGAUAAUGUAAGGGGAAACUAUAUAGAUGACAUUAGGAAUUCACCAGAUUGCUACGAUGAAACUGAAAGUAUUCCAUUCUGCUUAACUCAGCCGGUUGAAUACAUUGGGAAGCCAUUCAAUAUAACUACAGACUUCAAAAGAAUUGAUGGAACCAAUGACGUCACCGUAUACGUAACUUGGCAGCAACCUAUUCAUGCUAACCCCGAUACACCAUUAAUCUUUUAUACUAUUACCUGGGACAGCGACAAUGCCGGUGGGGAUAGUUUUGAUUUUAAGAAUUUCACUUAUGAACCAGCUGGAUUCUUAACGACUUCACUGCUCAACCCUCUUCAAGAAGAUAAAAAUUAUAAUUUAACUAUUACGGCAGUUGUAUUAGAUGGCGAUAAACAGAGGUUUCGUUCAGCGGAAGUUUCGUUCAGCACAUAUUUGCUAGGUUUGGAAAAAAUAGCCGCACAUACAGAUGAUGUAAGCAUUUACAUAAUUGCUGGCGGCAUUGUAGGCCUAUUCCUCUUUAUAUUCCUGGUAGCUAUAUUGCAUCGGAAAGCCAAAAGAGAUCAAAGAGAUCUAAGGAUAUUCAUACCAACCGAUUUCCAACAAGAGACAGAUGCUGCAACGAAAGCUUUGGCUGAUUAUCCACAAUACGAGAUACAUAGAGACGACAUUACCUGGGAAAAACGAAUUAUGUUAGGAAGUGGCCACUACGGCGAAGUUUACAAAUGUAAAGUUCAGAUAAUGGAGGAAUCUGUGGACGCAGCAGUCAAAGUACCAAAACAAAUGGCAAUCGGUAAAGAACUUGAAGAUUUUGUGGAAGAAAUCAAACAAAUCAUAAAAUUGGGAACUCAUGAAAACGUUGUCAGAUUUUUAGGAUACAAUACGUCAUCAAAUCCUUUAAUGAUGAUUAAUGAAUUUGUUCAGUAUGGAGAUAUGUACAGUUUUUUGCGAAAGAUUAAAAACAAGAAGGCACCAAAAGACGACCCAAUAUAUAACAUUGAGAGGAUAAAUCAACUUGAAAUAGCCAUGCAAAUCGCGGAAGGGAUGGCAUACAUUUCUUCGAAACGUUUCUUACAUGGUGACCUCGCAGCUCGCAACAUUUUGAUUGAUAAGGGCUUGGUGGUGAAAAUAACCGAUUUCGGAUUGAGUCAUGAUAUAUAUGAAAGAAACUAUCGUAGAAUGAAAACAGAUGAGGCCCUUCCCUGGAGAUGGCAAGCUAUUGAAACCUUUACCGAGCGAAAGAUGUCGUCAAAAAGUGAUGUAUGGUCAUUUGGUGUCGUGCUGUCUGAGAUCUUUAAAUUUUGUGACCCACCUCCGUAUCACACACUGCCGUCAGAAGAUCUCGUGAACUUUCUCAAAUUAGGAAAACGUAUGGAACGACCACCUGAUUGUCCUCAAUACAUGUAUCAGAUAAUGAUGAGAUGCUGGGAUGUCGACCCUUCACGAAGACCGACUUUCAAUGAUUUGCUUUAUGAGCUUAAAGGACAAGUAGGCCUACAUAGCAGUUCCAUGAUACCUGGUGAAAAUGGCAACGCUAAUCUUUGCAAACUUUAUAAACCUAAGAGAUCACAUGGAUUGACAGAUACCGGUACAUCAGGGUCAUCAUUUGCUGGUGUUGAAUUCAUCAGAGAACCGGGUAGUGAAGAGAGUGGGACAGGCGGAAAGGAAAAGAAACCCGAAGGACCUCAUGCAUUGACAGACACAUCUGGGUCAUCAUUAUUUGAUGGUAUUGAAUUCAUCAGAGAACCAGAUAGUGAAGAAAGUGGGACAGGCGGUAAGGAAAAGGUGACACGUGAGCACUGUUCACCAGACGGGAAUUUGAGACAUCGGAACAGCUACGUGAACUACGCCUUUGAAGACUCAGUACCCAUUGACGAUUUUGAACUUAGUGGUAGAAGGAUUGUUGCAGACAGUACUUCAAAUGAAAUGGAAGAGAAUGCUGACAGUCUACAACUAUCAACAGGAAGGCCUAACAGCAAUGCUGUUCAUGAGGACUUUGGAUUUAGUGCCUUCGAUAAAGAGAAAACAACUGGAUCGUCGUCGACAACAACGACUGGAGAAUACUUCAUAUCUGGCGAGUUCAUUCGGGAAACGGAAGAUAGUGGUUUAACGAAUGAGUCAUACGAGGAGCAAAGCAUAUGACGAUGGUUAAAAAGAACAAUUAUAUGGUAUGGAACCAGUAACAGUUGGCCUUAGCUGUCACAUGAACAUAGAUGAAACCAGUGUAGCAGCAGUGCAGGCCUAUCGUGAAUUUGCAUUGGCUCUGUGGAAUUCAUACUGCAAGAUGUCGUCACAAGUGCGCAUUGGUCCAGGCUUUUCCAAUUUUACAUCAAGGCAAACUAUUGAGUAACCAGAGUCAUUGUGAUAAAUACCUGGACGUAUCGUAUCAAAAUAAUACUGCCUACGCAAUAGCAAAAUAGAAAAUGCCAAUGUACUUGUUGUAUGCUUUCUCAGGCCUAGAGUAUACUUACAAAAAUAUAUUUAUUAAAGCAACAUUGUAAUUGGAUUAUUUUUGUUCAAGUGAUAUAAAGAUAUUAUUUGACUGUUA